GCCGGGCUGUGCCGGGCGGGCGGGAGGCGGCGGCGGGUGCGGUGUCCCGGAGCGGCGGUGCGACAUGUCCCACCAGACCGGCAUACAAGCUAGUGGAAGUGUUAAAGACAUCUUUGUUGGUGCAAGAAAUGGACAAUAUAGGCUUUUAAAAAUAGUCAUUGAUAAUGAGCAGCUUGUUGUGGGAUCCUCUAGGCGGCCAGUUGGAUCAUGGGAAAAGGAUUACGAUUGCUUUGUCCUUCCCCUUCUUGAAGACAAGCAACCAUGUUAUAUAUUAUACAGAUUAGAUUCUCAGAAUGCUCAAGGAUAUGAAUGGAUCUUCAUUGCAUGGUCACCUGAUCACUCUCCUGUUCGUCAAAAAAUGUUAUAUGCAGCAACCCGAGCAACACUUAAGAAAGAAUUUGGAGGUGGUCACAUUAAGGAUGAAGUAUUUGGAACGGUACAGGAUGAUGUUUCACUGAAUGGAUAUAAAAAAUAUUUGAUAUCACAAUCCUCCCCUGCACCCUUGACUGCAGCAGAAGAGGAACUUCGACAAAUUAAGAUUAACGAGGUACAGGCAGACGUUGGUGUAGACACCAAGCAUCAAACAUUGCAAGGAGUAGCAUUCCCCAUUGCUAAAGAAGCUAUUCAGGCUUUGGAGAAAUUGAAAAAUAAGAAACUCAAUUAUGUACAGCUGCAAAUUGAUAUGAAAAAUGAAACUAUUAUUUUGGCCAACACACUUGAUACUGAACUUAAGGACUUGCCAAAAAGAGUUCCAAAGGAUGCUGCGCGUUACCACUUUUUCCUGUAUAAGCACACACAUGAAGGAGACUAUUUGGAAUCCAUAAUUUUCAUCUACUCUAUGCCAGGGUAUACCUGUAGUAUACGAGAACGAAUGCUCUACUCUAGUUGCAAAAGUCCACUGUUAGAAAUUGUAGAAACACAGUUGUGGAUGCAGAUAAUUAGAAAGAUUGAAAUUGAUAAUGGUGAUGAGUUAACUGCUGACUUUCUUUAUGAAGAGGUUCAUCCAAAACAACAUGCUUACAAACAGAGUUUUGCUAAACCAAAAGGUCCUGCGGGGAAGAGGGGAAUACGAAGACUGAUCAGAGGUCCAGCAGAGACUGAAACACCUAGUGAUUAGAAACUGUUGUUUAUAUUUGUUAAACUAUUACAAUAGGAAACUAAUUUCUGGCUUUUGGUAAUGAACUGAAAUCAUUCCAUUAAUAGAUUCUAGUGGGGAAAAAGGCUCUUUUUACUCUUUUCUGACCUCAACACUUUUUAUAUUGUUACAUGAUUAUAUUUGUUGACCAUGUUUUAUGACAUGUAGAAGAGCUAAUUAUUUUAAAGCUAGAAAAGUAAGACUAAGCUAGUACCCCUUUAUUUUAAUUUAGAAUCCAUUAUUUAAUAGUUGUACAUGUGAUCAUAAACUUUACAGACAUAAGACUAUGAAACCCAUGUAUUCUGUGGGCAAGUUGCAGCCGUAUGCUUAUGCACAGCCUAUUGAAACAUGUAAGACUUUCCAUGUGAGAAGAGAUAAAGAUGACAUAGCAUUGUCCCAAUUAAAUCUUUAUUUUUCCUUGUAGCACUUAUGGACAUUAGUACAGUAGAAGGUUUUCCUCUGAUUUUGACAGGAUGCAUUGUUGGGUUUUGUUGUUGUUCGGUUUGGUUUUGGUCCUUUUGUUUUUUUCUUGUAAUGGAAAAGAUAAAAAUCAGUUAUCGUUAAAUUAAUGUAACUAUUCAGGAAUAGCUGGGUAUUUUCCUAUGCAAACGCUUGGUCAUCUCAAAUUUAUAACUAAUUUCAUGGAAUUGUCUUUUAAGGAAAUCUAACAUAAAAACCACUAGCUUUUCCAGUCUUACGUAUCACUCCAAAGCCUUACAUAUUAGGUACUGAAUGACCAAGUAAAAGGUGAUUAAAAGUGCAUGAGUUAGUAUACUCAGUAGAUUAUGAAGCUGCUUUCAAAGCAAUAUGCCUAAAGUAUCUGAUUAUCUGUGCACUCAGAUCUAAAAAUGUGUAAAUUCAGUAAAAAUUGAAAUAGAUUCGCUUCAUAAUGGUGAGUUAUCAUUGAGAUCUUACUGUGUUUGCAGUAUUAACUGAAAAUGACUUUUCCUAAGUUUUUGAACUUUAUUAGUAACUGAAAUCCAACUAGGUCUUGAAUAACUGCUGGCAGCAAGCACCUGGUUAGGAUUUUGUCUGGUUUUUUCCCCUCCCUGCUUCCCUUCUCCAGAAUACUAAAAUCAGCCAGAAUAGUCUAAACUUGAUUGAACUGUAAGUAAUGUGUUUAAUAGGAAGAGGUAAAAUAGAUUAUUUUAAUAAGUGGACUAAGGGAGAAUUAGAUGUGGAAAUCAAGUAUUGGAUGACCUUAAAUAUUUAAAAUUGUGUGAUGAGGCAAAUACUAGUGAUAGAUUAUAUUCUCCAGUGAGGACCUGCAUUUUAGUGUCUUGUAUGUGAGCUCUGUGGUUUUUGAGUUUUGUCAGUUUGGGGUUUUUUAAAGCUACAUGGGAGUUGCCAGUCUUGGUUCACUGCUUAUUAUCAUAGCUGCUGGAUAUACACGUUAUAGAGCUGAAUCAUGUGUUUAGCUGGUGGAAGACAGUUUUUAACCUAGGUUUUUUAGGGAAAUAAUUCUUUGACACUACUAGCUCCUGAUAAAAUUUGUUUUAUCUAUUAUUUUGUUUAGAGAUACUAGCUUGUUAUUGACAUCUGAGAUUGCACUAUAUAAUGUGAAGAUUGCAAUAGUUGGUUUUACUGUGGUUUUUUUAUAUGCAGUAGAAAUUUGACAUUUCAGCUUUUUUCAAUAAUCUUACACACUACAUCACUCCAAUUCAGUAGAUCCUCAGCUAAUCUCCUGCUUGCCCUUAGCCACUGUGUUCUUUUCCUGCCUCUUGCCUUCUCCCUCUAGGGUAAGAACCUGGUCUUUGAAGUAUUUCUGCUAUGUACUACAUGUCAGGGAAGUGUAAUUGUUUUUUAAAUAUGGUUACUGUGUGCAGCUCAUUGUACACUGUAAUUAAAUGUAUUUUUAGUUGAACUCUGAAUCUUUGCAGCACACCUAAUUCACUUUGGGUUUUUUUUGUUUGGUUUAGUUUUAAGGAAAACCUUUGAUUGAAGCAGUUAAAAAUUACUGCUAGAGAGUUUUUUGUUAGAAUUUAGUAUUCCUGCCCAUGUGCCAGCCAUAGCAAGAGUGCAUCUUUACGCUUUCUUUAGCCAGUAAAGAAGUUCAACUUUUUAAUACUAAAUGUUUUAAAUAAUGAUCAGUUUGACACUAUACAGUUAUGUGCAUGUUGUGGGGGGGUUUGUUUGGGUUUAUUUUCCUAAUCCUGCCCUAGGUAGAUGAGAAUAGAAGGUGGAAAACUUAAUCUGGAGGAUGAUGAGAGCUGGUUAAGUGAUUAUGCAACGGCCUUUAUGAUGAGCUGCUUUAGAGUUCAGCCCAAACCAGACAUUCUAAGUUAUUUUACUUGAAAAUAUUCUGUGGGGGUGUAGAAACCCCUGACCAACCAGCAGUCGUGUCCUGAGCAUGUUUCCCCUUCACCUUUCCCCAAAAAGAGAAUCAUAUGAAGUCUUGCACUGCCGGCUGCCUCUCCAGGCCUGUUUUCCUGACAGAGCAAUGAGAAGCAUCUGAUCUUUUCCUAAAAUCUAUCAAGUUUACUCCUGCAUAGUUGCCUCCAUUACUUUUAAUGAAUGUUCAGAGCCAGCAUAAAAUGUGGGCAUUAAUUGGUGUUAUUCCUUUAAGUGUCUCUGGUCAUUAAAUAAUUGAAAGUGUCCAUUCAAAUUGUUGUUGGCCUUCAGAAAGCCCAAAAGCAAUGCAGCUGCUUGCAGUUAACUCACAAGCUAUUAAACAGUUAAUUAAUACAACAGGUAAUUAUUUUUAAAUGUUUAUGUUGCAAGGUCAUGAGAUUUUGAUCUUUUAAAACACUCCUAUCAAAGGUUAAACUAAUCAAGGUCAUAAUUGCUCUAUUGCUCGGAUAAACAGAUUGAUAAAGGAAACUUGAUUUACAGUGUCUGUGUAUUCAGUGAGAACCACCUUCAGAUGCUAAAAUGAACUAAGUUUACCAUAUCUGUUUUGUAAUUUGCUUUAUAAAUAAAGAUUGAUGCUUUA
Molecule: messenger RNA, 4067 nt
Organism: Lepidothrix coronata (blue-crowned manakin)
Lineage: Eukaryota; Metazoa; Chordata; Aves; Passeriformes; Pipridae
Gene: TWF1
Product: twinfilin actin binding protein 1
Exons: 9
Coding region: 65-1117 (350 amino acids)
Biological process (GO): regulation of lamellipodium assembly; actin filament depolymerization; positive regulation of neuron projection development
Cellular component (GO): actin filament; myofibril; cytoplasm
Molecular function (GO): actin filament binding; actin monomer binding
Source: RefSeq, a predicted model, not a curated record